UGCUACAGCAUGCUGGAGUAUUAAGUACUCGUCAACUGAUAAACUAAUAAAUACUGUAGUAAACUGAAGGUUUUAUUGGCCUAUGUAGCUCAUCAAAUACGGAUAAUUUACAGCAGUGUAUAAGCAACAAAACAUACACAAUUAUUUCAGAUUUAAUGCCAAGGAUAACCAGAACUGAUUUUACUAUUUUAAAGUUUUCAGAGAGGAAUAUAAAACAAUUUAAUAGUAUUUUUGCAAUUGUGCAACUUGUUUUUGUCUAGAAAGUCACAUGCUAUAUUGUGUGGUUAAACUCAGCUGAAGCGAUAAAACCAAAACCAGAAACAAUUUCCUUUUAUAUGGUCUCUUGAAAACUAAUGACAAACAGCAUCAGUCAGCUAUGUUUUUGACCGCAGAAGAGUGAAAAUGCACUUUUUGUGGUUCACUAGUUUUGACACAAUAAUAUGUCCUCCUUCAUAAAUGCUGUCAAAAGUGCACAAGAUCAACACUGAAGGAUCUGGAGAUUUCUUUCUUUCAGACCUGCGAGAGAAACACAUUUAUUGAGGUAUGAAAUUAAAACAAAACCCAUAUAAUCAAAUGUUUAUAGGAAACUCACAGAUUAGAAGCUUUGAGAUCUUUAUGGUCUGAACCUGAUGAAUGUCUGGAACAAUGAGAUUUAAACAUCUCUCUGUGAGUGGAAACACAACAGUAGAUCUGCAUCACGCGCUACAGGCGAGUUUGUUUUUUGAUUAUUGUGUCUUGAAAAUGUAAAUAAUCAAAAUUUUCUUGAAAAAAAUUAUUGCCAAUGUGAGUGAGAUCAAAUUAACGUAUUAUUUAAAUUGUUACCAAAAUGCUGUAAGUUUGCUUCACCACAAGAUGGCGGCGGAAUGACCGAGUAAGUAAAUAAUAAAUUUUGUAUUUUCAUCACAUAUCAGGAUCAAAUUCGGAGUUGACGCUUUUAGUAUUCAUAGUGAGUGUUGUGAGUCUAAGAUUCAUAUUAUUUUGCUUUAGUGCUUCAGUCAAUCUAAUCUGAACUUCUGGCGGGAAUUGACUUUGUGUAGUUUUUUACUCUAUGCGACAUGAGGAGUUUUCAGCUUCAGCUCUAUGUAUUGAUCUGUUGUCAAGCAGGAGUGGCAGAUCUACUAACUGCUCUGGGAUCAAAUGUAACCAUAAACUGUGAUCUUGAUGAAAAUGACGUUUAUUGGAUCUUACAGAAAACUCCAGAUCCUCCAACAGUGAUUCUGCGAUCAUUCUCAACACCAGCAUCGUCUUUAUACUUGAAUAAAUCAUUCAGAAUCAAAUAUUCAGUGCAGUUUAAACAUCGUCUGGUUAUUAAUAACCUUACUGCUGAUGAAUUAGGACUUUAUUACUGUAUGAGCACACGCACACCUCCACAAUUCAGCAGCAGCACCAGAUUAUACAUCACAACCGAACCAGGUCAACUAACUGAAUUAGAUGAGUGUCUCAAUCGUACAGCAGAGGUGUUUAUGGAUCAGAAUCAAACACAAUGGCAGAUUAUUGGCUUCAUAUCUGCUCUGAUGUGUGGCUGUCUGCUCAUUGUGCUGAUUGUUUCAUCUUUAGUUUUUGCUGCUGGAAAAACAGAGGGGCUGGAAAAACACAUUCAUGCUGCUGAUAUACUGCGGACUCAAGUUACAUAUCAGCCUCAAGAUUUAAACAAAUCCGUGUGCUGACAAGACAUGUUGAGCUUUGAACUUUUGAAAAAUAUUUGGUACAGUAAGUGAACAGCAUUGAUGUAUGGCUAUAUAGAACUUUCUCACGAUAUCAAUCAGUUUAAAUUGUGUGUUAUUGGAAGAACGUAUUGUUUGAUAGUGUAAAAUUAAUGUUGGAGUAAAAAGUCUCUCUUUUUACAACAAUAAAUUGAUUAGAAAGUAGGUUUUAUUACUUGCUCUUUAUGGCUCAAACAUUUCCAUCAUUAUUAACUGCAAGAAAGACACUGUUAAGAAGAUUUUGACUACUCAAACCUAACUACACUGAUAUGUUUUAUUUUAUUCAUAUUGAGCUGCAGUUGUUAAUUGAGUCAGUAAUUGCACACAGCAUAAAAUAUGUGAUGGUAAUGAACAUGAAUUGGAUAAAGUACAUUUCUUGUUUGAAAUUAAGCUUUUAUUAAGAUUUCAUAUUUAUUUCAUUAAUGUCUUAUGAUGAUUUAUAAAUAUGAACCAACAAUGAAGAAUCCAUUUAUCACAGUAUGUUUUACAGUAUUAUCACAGUAUAUUUGUUGAUGUAAGGCAACACAUAAAGCCAUUCAUAUUUAGUCUGUGUUAACUUGCAGUGCAAAAGGGUAAGGGAUAAAAUAUGUCCAGGUGGAUAGUUAUCGCAGAAUAAAGCAAUACAUGCUUAUCGGCUGCUGUUGAAUAAGAAUGAAACAUUUUAUUCUGUGGACAUAAUCACCUGGAUGUAUUUCAUACCACUUUUUAAAAGGCUACUUGACACAAAACAUAAAAUAUAGACACAAAACAUUGUUAUGAGCCAUAAUAGUUAAUUAAUUCUUUAA
Danio rerio (zebrafish) is the source of this 2488-nucleotide messenger RNA. The record is from RefSeq and is a predicted model, not a curated record. Lineage: Eukaryota; Metazoa; Chordata; Actinopteri; Cypriniformes; Danionidae.